Messenger RNA from Podospora anserina S mat+, 180 nucleotides. RefSeq lists its product as uncharacterized. Lineage: Eukaryota; Fungi; Ascomycota; Sordariomycetes; Sordariales; Podosporaceae. The record is from RefSeq and is a predicted model, not a curated record. The transcript has 3 exons. The coding region runs from base 1 to 180 and encodes 59 amino acids.
AUGGGUCGUGGUCUAAGAAAGUCGGCUAACCAGUCUGCCGUCGCCCUCAGUGGCUCAACUGAGGAUGCCGAGCUUCUUCAGGAUUCACGAAUGGAGCUCGACUUCCCCGCCUCCGGCACUGAAGCUGCCGUCGACGGCCAGCCGUUUGCAAUUAUUCCCAAAAGCCCAGCAAGAAUAUAA